AUGAAGUUAGGUUAUUUUAAGAUUGUGGUAUAAUUAGAUGAAGGUUCGAUGUUUGAUGGACAGAAGCUGCGGGUCAUUGGUUCCAUGCUCACAUUUUGCACACAUGCGGCGCAUGUGCUACAUGACUGAUGGGUUUCGACUCUGUGGUGGAUAUAUUGUGUAAAAUCGUGGCCAAGAUUUUCUCACGUGUGUAAUAUUUCGAUGUAAUGUAAAAUAAUAUUUUUCAACUCACGCAUUCCCUUUUUCAAAUACAAAUCGUUACUUUGUUCCUCAACAGGUGAAACUGGAAAAAUAUUGGUCAUUGUCUUCCUAUGUUUUUCUAGUGAAUGUUCAGUUCAGAAAUUUGCACGGUACCUAAAAAAAAAAAAAAAAAAAGAUAUAGGAUCGCAAUCUACUUUAUCACGUUUACUUUCAUUUUUGGGAAUCCGUAGUGGUGGGUAUAAACCAAGUGCAUUGAAAGUCAAGAGAGGGGAGAAGGGAGAGAGAAAGAGAGAGAGAGAGAGGCCCCUAUUGGUUCUCGGUGUAGGGCUGUGGCUAAAGCUUACUGUUAGCUGGCGCUGGAGCAGCCAGCAACCAGCAACAGCCAGCAGCAGUAGCAGCAGCAUCCCGUACGAUCAAUACGCAGCGCAAGCUGCGAGUCACGACUACUUGACAGAAAAUUUUCAAACUUGCCAAAAGUGAUGGGAACACAAUCACGAAUGACAGCAACUGAUUAUUUAUUAAUAUUUUUACUUCAAUGUACUUAUUCUCAUCGAUUGAAAGUUAAAAAUGUGGACCAUAAGAUGAAGUUCCGCUCUAAAAAGGGUGCACUGCCGUUCGUCGAAUUAAACGGCGAAGAAAUCGCGGACAGCACAAUAAUCCUUCGCGAGUUGAGCGCGAAAUUUGGCAAGGAUUUGGAUGCUGCUCUUACGUCCGAGCAACGAAGCGUUUCUCACGCAAUGAUAUCGAUGAUCGAGAACCAUCUGGUCUGGGUGGUCAUGUGCUGGCGUAUCAAGAAUCUCGAUCAGGUUCUAAAAGGUUACAAGGUGAACCUGCAGCACGCGCUCGGCACUCGCAUCCCUAAUGGUAUUCUCAACUUCUUCUUCAAGCUUACAUUCGGACGUAAGGGUGCAAAGAAAGUGAAGGCGCAAGGCAUGGGUGUACAUACUCCAGAAGAGGUGUCCCAAUUCGGUUGCGCCGAUCUCAAAGUUCUUUCUGACAUACUCGCCGACAAGCCCUUCUUUUUUGGAGACGAACCGACUACGGUAAAUUUCUGCUUAGUUACUUAUCAAAUCUUUUUGAAGAUUACAGUAAAAAGAAUCCGAUAAGUCACAUAUUUUAUUAUUUAUAAUUCUAGAUUCAAUUUAAUGUACGUUGUCAAUUAACGCUAAACGUACCAAGCGGGGUCAAAUGA
Messenger RNA from Heterotrigona itama, 1393 nucleotides. NCBI's taxonomy places the organism in Eukaryota, Metazoa, Arthropoda, Insecta, Hymenoptera, Apidae. The record is from the annotation of a GenBank genome assembly.